AUGGCGAUUGAUACAGCUGAAGGUAAAAUGAGGUACUUGUACCCAAGCGAGACUUCACGCCACGCCGCAACAAUUUUAGGUUUUCCAUCCAAAUUAUCCAUCGCUGCAGCAUACUAUGAGAGCGCAUGCUUCGAGAUCACUAGCCUAGCCUCUGCAAUCUCCGCAUUCGAGCCUGUCCGUCUGUUCACGCGCCCGGAAGAUAUCUCCAAAGCACAAUCUCUGCUUGAACAGAGCGACACUAAAUACUCCAGCAACAAGUCCAGCAUAACCAUUAUUCCCUCCCUAACCAAUCAUCUCUGGGUACGGGAUACAGGGCCUGUCUAUGUCAAUUUGUUUGACGGGAGCGACCGCCAGACUCGGUUUGCGAUCAACUUUCGUUUUAGCGAAUGGGGACGUAAAGACGCCAUUGGCCUUGAUGACCGCGCCUGCGACGGGCUUGACUGGCCAGUGAUGCAGCCAGCACAGCUUGAAGAGAAUGCAACUUUCGCGCAGCGCGUCAUUGCAUCUGAUCAGUCACCAUCUCCAGUAAUUCUCGUCGAAUCAAAAGUCUGCCUUGAAGGCGGCGCGUUAGUCGCUGAUGGUGACGGGACACUGCUAGCCACGGAAAGUAGCAUUCUCAACGAGAAUCGCAACCCUGGGCUAUCACGAUCCGAAAUCGAGGAGGAAUUGCGCCGCUUGCUAGGAGUCGAAAAGAUUAUCUGGUUUCCUGGCCGCAAAGGUCUCGACGUGACAGACGUCCACGCUGAUGCCGAGGUCACCUUCAUUCGACCAGGGGUCGUGGUUCUCUCCCGGCCGCAUCCUAGUGCCCCGAGGGUAUGGGUUGAGGUCUUUGAGGAGAUACAAGCUACUUUGCGAAAUACAUUGGAUGCAAGGGGACGUCAUUUCGAAAUACAUAUUGUCGACGAACCUGAUCCAACUGUCUUGGGCGAUUUGACGUAUGACGAACCAGCGACGAACUAUGUUAAUUGUUAUUUCGUCAACGGAGGCUUGAUCCUUCCGCAAUUUGGGGAUGCCCAGCGAGACCAAGAAGCUCUUGCUCUUUUCCAGGUCUUAUGUCCAGAUCGCGUGGUGCAGCCGGUGCAUGUGACUGGGUUACCGCUGGCUGGGGGCGUUAUCCACUGUUCGACACAACCAGUCCUUGCAACUGGGGAGUGUUGA
Molecule: messenger RNA, 1158 nt
Organism: Penicillium hordei
Lineage: Eukaryota; Fungi; Ascomycota; Eurotiomycetes; Eurotiales; Aspergillaceae
Product: agmatine deiminase family protein
Exons: 1
Coding region: 1-1158 (385 amino acids)
Biological process (GO): putrescine biosynthetic process
Molecular function (GO): agmatine deiminase activity; protein-arginine deiminase activity
Source: RefSeq, a predicted model, not a curated record